Molecule: messenger RNA, 1054 nt
Organism: Ectocarpus sp. CCAP 1310/34
Lineage: Eukaryota; Phaeophyceae; Ectocarpales; Ectocarpaceae
Source: the annotation of a GenBank genome assembly
CCGGGCGGCGGACCGGGGGGGGCGACGCUGGGGUGAACCUGUACGUCGUUGAGGGUGCAGUGCGGGCGGGUGCACUUUUGACCUUUCCAGUGGGAGUGACACGCGCGGUGGGGGGUUCCCCACGUGAGGAGGUCCUGCUGGAACGAGGACAGUGUCGCCACCGCGUGUUGGUUGGCGACGGGUGCGACGGUUAUCCGCGGGCGGGAUGCUGUAUGUCCGCACGUGGCGCUGCUCGCUGACGCUUUCCCCUUCUGUGGCUGCGGGAGCCCGGCCAGGCCGUCGUUAAGCUCUCCGACGAUGGCGUUGGCGCUGCCUUCCGCGGUGAGACCGCGCAGCCGCGAAAACGCGGGGGGGGGGACGGGUUGCACGUCCUCGUCUGCCGGCGGGCAGAUGUCGUGGUCGGCGCGGGUCGCGACGCCAAGGUCUGAGAUGUUCCCGAGAUACUCGUUGAUGUCGGUGUUGGUGUCGGUGAUCAGGCGCGUCUUCACCGCUGCUUCUUGACCCGUGAUCUCCCCUGAAUGAAGGCUGAGGUAGUCCCGGGCGUUGGACACAACGCGGCUGACUUCGGCUUUCAACUGUUGCCUGCGACCGGUCGAUGGUUCGCCUGCGGCGUGUGUGCCAUGGUCCAACAUGGCGAAGAAUGCUUUCACGAACGUCUCGAGGUGAACGAUGAAGACGCGUGGCUGCUAGGUCCACCCGGUAGGGAGGGCGAAUCGAUCAUUUCGGCGUCGGGAUAGGCCGCUUUGCGCAGCAGCUGGGCGAUUGCGUUCUUUCACCGCGUGGUGCUAACGAACGACCCGCCGCGCAGCAGAAGCAGCCGUCGCCGCGGACUCGUCUCCCCAUGCCUUCGUAUCGCGGCGAAACCUUUCUUUCUGUACAUGGGUGUUGAGGGCCUGGUUCGACACGUUCAUGUUUUGGCCCAGAGCUUGCGCUUGCUGGGGCUGUAGCACGAUCUGGCCACCUAGAGGGAGAUUGGUGGGCUGGGGCUGACCUUGCUGCUGGAGGCCGCCAGGGGGGAGGUGGCCAGGCUGCUGUUGCUGUUGCUGUUGCUGGU